GAGAGUUGGAGAGACACCUGGGACAGGCUUUUCGAGCUUCAGAAAAAGCGGGGCUGGCACUGGGUUGCCACCCAUAGUCGGGAGAUGUAUGGGUUGUGUUUUGUGUGUCUUGUUUGAUGGAGCCGCUGUUGCGAUGGAUCCGAAAGCCUGACGCAACUCGGCAACUCCGUCGUUUGAUUGUACAAGAGGAUGGCAGAUAUCCCAAAUCGGUUCAGCGCUUCAGCGACACAAGAAAUAAGACGGUAUCCAAUCAUUCAGCUUCAGCCUUUCAAGAGGAGAUAUUACAUCAGCGUCAGAUUCAAGACAAAAGACGGUACCCACACAUUCAGCUUCAGCCAUUCAAGAGGAGAUAUCACCUCAGCGUCAGAUUCAAGACAAAAGACGGUACCCAAUCAUUCAGCUUCAGUCAUUCAAGAGGAGAUAUCACCUCAGCGUCAGAUUCAAGACAAAAGACGGUACCCAAUCUUUCAGCUUCAGCCUUUCAAGAGGAGAUAUCAUCUCAGCAGUCAUCCAUUCAAAAGUCUAUUGUGGAAUCGGGAAUCUCAAUGUUCACACCACAGGUAGGUCCACCUGGUGUCACCUCUAUAGAGGACCCGCCAUCCCCUACGGCAUCCUACUUUAGAUUGCUCAUGCGCAUUCGAGAAGCUUGAGAGCAUUGGACAAAACUGAAGGGGUCUAUGCGAUCGAUGCGCGCAAGAAAAGCCGUCUUAAGUUCUUUUUCAGCGAGCUUCCGGAAACCUCCAGACUCGCAGGAUUGAUCGCCUGUUUUUUCUCCGGCUCGUGGUAUUCUUAUCAGCUUCCAGGGUCACGUGACAUUCCUGCGUUGCCCGUGCUAUCUUCCUUCGCCCGCCUUUCACCUACCAAACGCAGAUCAAUUCAUCACGUGGGCGGAACUCCACGACUGAGACGCAUGCCUGAUACAAGACUCAAACUGGGCCCGAACUCGCGACGGUACCAAAUUCGCACCCGCAUACUUCAGGGCUGGUCUGCUAAAGCCUUGUGCAA
Molecule: messenger RNA, 1005 nt
Organism: Metschnikowia bicuspidata var. bicuspidata NRRL YB-4993
Lineage: Eukaryota; Fungi; Ascomycota; Pichiomycetes; Serinales; Metschnikowiaceae
Exons: 1
Coding region: 117-650 (177 amino acids)
Source: RefSeq, a predicted model, not a curated record